Molecule: messenger RNA, 612 nt
Organism: Staurois parvus
Lineage: Eukaryota; Metazoa; Chordata; Amphibia; Anura; Ranidae
Source: the annotation of a GenBank genome assembly
AUGAGUCGAGUAGAAGACCAGAGCUCCGAGUGCCAGAGAAACCUUACCUGUAAUUCAAACCUCAGUGAUCUACAGAGUUCUCACACUGGAGAAAAUCCAUUCGUUAAAUAUUUGGAAGGUGAUAAAUACUUUUCACAAAGACAUCAUGUUAUUCAAAAUCAAACUGUUCAUACACCACGAAAGACCUUUUCUUGUAGUGAAUGUGAACAAGUGUUUUCACGGAAGGCGUCCCUAAUCAGACACAAGAGGGUUCAUACGGGAGAGAAGCCAUUUAAAUGUUCAUUUUGUGACAAAUGCUUUUCACACAGGACUUCACUGAUUGUUCACCAGAGGAUUCACACGGGAGAAAAGCCAUUUAGGUGUUCAGAAUGUGACAAAUGCUUCCCAUAUAAGUCAUCACUAACCUGUCACCAGAGGACUCACACCGGGGAGAAACCAUUCAGAUGUUCAGAAUGUGGCAAGUGCUUCUCGCAGAGAAAUGCUCUUAUCCAACACCACAGGAUCCAUACGCAAGAGAAACCAUUUUCCUGCUCUGACUGUGAACAAGUGUUUUCAUAUAAGGAAUCUCUAAUCGCUCACCAGAGGACUCACACAGGGGGAGAAGCCAUUUAG